UGGACUCCGGGUUCUGAACAUGACUACAAGUUCUUGGACAGACAUGGGCUGCUUUAUUGUCCUGCUCACCUGCUUGAGCGCCACCAGUGCCGAGGUGCUUUCUCUCACCGCCAUGUACGGGAGCCUGCAGUCGCCACACUUCCCAGAGCCGUACCCCAGAGAGACGGAUCUGAGGUGGAACAUCAGCGUUCCAGAAGGUUUUCAGAUCAGACUCUACUUCAGCCACUUCGACCUGGAGCCCUCCUACCUCUGUGAGUACGACUACGUCAAGGUGGAGGCCGAGGAGGAGGUGCUGGCGUUGUUCUGCGGUCAGGAGCAGACAGACACUGAGGAGGUUCCGGGGGAGCAGCUCAUCACCUCCCCCAGGAACUCCCUCAGCCUGCUCUUCUCCUCCGACUUUUCCAACGAGGAGCGGUUCUCCGGCUUCCUGGCUCACUACAGUGCAGUAGAUGAAGAUGAGUGUAAAGACAGGAAUGAUGAAGAUCAAGUUUGUGACCAUUACUGUCACAACUACAUUGGUGGUUACUACUGUUCCUGUCGCUAUGGUUACCAGCUACACACUGAUAACAGGACCUGCCGAGUUGAGUGUGGUGACAGUGUGUACAGGGAGCGAUCCGGUGUGCUGAGCAGUGUGGACUUCCCAGGCUCAUAUCCCAGGAGUUCAGACUGUGUUUACCGCAUCCAGCUGGACGACGGCUUCAGCAUCAGCCUGCUGUUUGACAACACCUUCGACAUAGAGGACCAUCCUGAUGUCAGCUGUCCCUAUGACUACCUGAAGAUCGAGCUUGCUGACAGAGAGUUGGGUCCGUUCUGUGGGAACCGCUCUCCCGGUCUCAUCCAGACACACACACACUCCGUUCUGAUCCGAUUCCACAGUGACGGCUCCGGAGAAAACCUCGGCUGGAGGCUCACGUACACAUCCACCGGAAGUCAGUGUCCUGUCCCUGAGCGACAAGCCAACAGCCUGCUGAGUCCGGACCAAUCAGAAUACUCCUUCAAAGACCACAUCCUGGUCACCUGCCAGCCUGGAUACAGACUGUUGAAGGAUGGAGAGUUCUUAGACCACUAUCAGAUCGACUGUCAGAGAGACGGCAUGUGGAGCAGCAGUAUUCCACAGUGUCAGGUGGUGGAUUGUGGGAAUCCCAGGGUUGGUGCCAUGGCUGAUGUUGUAUUUGGUAGCCAUGACAACAGCACUUUGUUUGGUGCUACCAUCAGCUACACGUGCAAGGAGGCUUUUCAACUACACCCUAACAUCAACAGUUCAUACAUCUGUCGGGAGAUGGGAGUUUGGACCAACUCUGAACUGGGCUCUAAGCUACCCAGCUGUCUACCAGCCUGCGGUCAGCCGUCGCAGGCCCUGCCUAGCCAGCAGAAGAGGAUUGUGGGAGGUCGGAGUGCUGUGCUGGGCCUCUUCCCCUGGCAGGUGCUGCUCAGCAUUGAGGACCUCUCCCGGGUUCCAGAGGAGCACUGGUUCGGUUCUGGAGCUCUGUUGUCUGAAUCCUGGGUCAUCACAGCUGCCCAUGUCCUUCGAUCCCAUCGGAGGGAUGCCAGCGUGGUGCCUGUGGCUCCAGAACAUGUUAAGGUCUACCUGGGCCUCCAUGACGUUAGAGACAAGCAGCUGGCCACCAAAUGCUCAGUGGACAACAUCAUCCUCCAUCCAGACUUCCAGCCCCGUAACUAUGACAACGACAUUGCCCUGGUGAGGCUGAGCAAAGGGGUGGAGUUUAGCCCGGUGGUCCGCCCCAUCUGCCUCCCGCCGCCACAGAGACAGGACGGCCCCUCCGACCCCCUCCCCUUCUCCCUGGGUGUGGUUGCUGGAUGGGGCAUCUCGAACCCCAAUGCCUCCUCUUCCUCUUCCUCCUCCUCCAGCAGUGCCUCCACGCUGAACUCUGAUGCCUCCAUGACGUCAGAUUUGGGUCUGACCUCUGACCUCCUGCAGUGGGUGAAGCUGCCAGUAGUGUCACAGGAGGAGUGCCAGGCCAGCUAUGCCUCACGCUCGCUCACCUAUAACAUCACCGACAACAUGUUCUGCGCUGGCUUCUACGAGGGGGGCCGGGACACCUGCCUGGGGGACAGCGGGGGAGCGUUUGUGAUGGAGGACGGGGCCAGCCGGCGGUGGGCCGUGUUUGGCUUGGUGUCGUGGGGCGGGCCGGAGGAGUGCGGCAGCGAGAGAGUGUAUGGGGUCUACACGCGAGUGGCCAACUACGUGGCGUGGAUAUGGAGUCAUCUAGACACGGAGGCCAACACCGAGCAUCAGUUCAAAAGUCACCGAUCUGAGAAUCACCUCUAAUGCCCAAGAAAAGCAAACUAGGGAUGUUUUCCUCAGGAUAUGAAAGAUUUAUGAGUUACAAAAUUGAUUCAUAAGCGGACCUCGCCGGCGCCUAUCAGAAAUAACAUAUUACACAACGCUAACACACUGAAUGGCUUUUGCUCCAAAAAAUGCUGGCAGGAAAAUGAAUCAAAUGUGAAAAAUUUUAGCAUGAACAAAUUGCAGAUAACCACUUUAAAGGGAAGUAUAGUCCUACUUUUUGACAAGUUGGUGUUUGUCUAUGAAAUACACCUGUGACGUCUUUAUCACCAAAGGUUGUUUGGUUUCCACGCCCAUGCUCAUUAACAUGGGGGUUAUUAGCAUCAUGAUAAGCAUUAUUCAUGAGUCGCCACCCUGAUUGGCUGGCAGUACUGCUGCCCCGCCCAUCCCUGACAGAAGCAACGGUCGACCAACCAGAUUGUUUGUUCCCGUUUGUCAACUUCGAGGGACAAUUCUGAUUGGCUGGUUCAGAUGGUGCUACUGGGUCAGUAUGGACAAGCUGCUGAAGUACAGAUGUCGACGCAGUGUUGUGAAAGCAUCAACAUGGUGACGGCAAAACACACCCCGAGACUAGUACUGUAGUCACAUCACACACAGCGGCG
Molecule: messenger RNA, 2910 nt
Organism: Lampris incognitus (smalleye Pacific opah)
Lineage: Eukaryota; Metazoa; Chordata; Actinopteri; Lampriformes; Lampridae
Gene: masp1
Product: MBL associated serine protease 1
Exons: 13
Coding region: 20-2290 (756 amino acids)
Biological process (GO): complement activation; zymogen activation
Cellular component (GO): blood microparticle; extracellular region
Molecular function (GO): calcium ion binding; serine-type endopeptidase activity
Source: RefSeq, a predicted model, not a curated record